AUGCCUUCCGACAUCGAAAGUGAAACGGAGAAGAGCGUCGACUUGACGCAAACUCCAUGUGAAUUAUGCGGUCCAUCGACAUGCGACGAGCCGAUGAUCGGAUGCGAUGGAUGCUUCCUCUGGUUCCAUUGCCGUUGUGUGGAAAUCCAGGUAGAGCAUGCCCCGAAAAAGUGGUACUGUCAAAACAAGGAUUGUCAGGAGAAAGCCCAGCAGAUGAAGGAUGCCAAGAAGUCGUCUCGAAGUCGGAAAACAACCGAAGAGUCGGACAAAUCGAAGAAGGGAUCCUCUCUCGUAGAUGCGAGGGUGAAAGCACUGGAAGAGAAGCAGAAGAAACAGCUUCAGGAGCUAGAGGCGGAAAUAACGCUAAAGAGGAAGGAGAAACAGUUGCAGCGCGCGUUUGAACAGAAGAAGAUGGAAAUGGAGUUGAAAAUGCGCGCCGAAGAAGAAGAACAGCAGAUGGUGUUCCAGGAGGAGAUGCUUCGGAAAAAGCAAGAGCAGAUCGAUCGAAUGAAAGCGAACCAAAGGGCGUUCGAAAAGAAGAUGGCGGAUCUGGAUAAAGAGUUGGUGAAGUUGUCGACAAGCAAGGUGCCGAAAUCCACGCCGAAGAAGGCCGAUGAAGGUAAAGCACGAUCGACCGGUGCAGGAAACAAGUCGUUGAAGCUGACCAAAGCAAACGUAAAGAAGCUUGCCGAAGAAUUCGAGAACGGUGGUGCAGGCGGUGCGGACAGUGAAGAAGACGGGGAGCAGAGUGAAACCGAGGACGAGGAAGAUGCUGAUAGCGAAGAAGACGAUGAAGAGGAGGACGAAGAGUCUGAAGUGGCCAGUCCGUCGGUGAAGAGCAAACCGGGAAAGAAGAAAAGUGGGAAAGAAGUGAGUCAAAAGCGGGUAGGACCGACAAAGGCUCAGCUAGCUGCGAGAAAGGGGUUGACCUUUAAACUUCCGAAGUUCUCGGGCAAACCUUCGCAAUGGCCUCUUUUCUAUGCGGCCUACAAAACGUCAAACGAGACCUGUGGCUAUAUGAACCACGAGAACCUAAUGAGAUGGCAGGAAUCACUCGAAGGCGAAGCUCUCGAAUUGGUAGCCGGUCAACUACUCCUCCCUGAGUCGAUUCCGCGAGUUAUCGAGAAGCUGCGUCGCCAUUACGGUCGUCCAGAACAACUACUACAGAGUCUUCUGGACAAAGUUAACCAACUGGAGCCACCUAAGCCAGAUAACCUGCGUAGUUUCGUUCCUUUCGGGAAUGCCGUGGAACAACUCUGCGGACACUUAGAAGCCGCGGAUCUUCGGCAACAUAUCAUCAACCCGUUGCUUAUCAAGUCUUUGGUCGCCAAGCUUCCUGAUCGGGAAAAACGAGAGUGGGUGCGUUACCGGAAGACCAAAGGAGAGCCGACGCUUCGCACUCUGACGGAUUUCCUUAUGGAGAUUGUCGAAGAUGCCUGUGAGGCAGAUGUCGACGUAAAUCUCAUGCCAGCGUACCAGUCCAAAACUGGGUCGUCGUCAUUCGCAAAGAAAAAACCGAAGGAAAAGGGUGCGCUGUACUGCCAUGCAGAGGAGAGUCCAGCGCCCAGUCCCAGCGAUCAAAGGAGGUUGAAGCCAUGCAAAAUGUGCCAAAACACAGAACACCGUCUUCGUCAUUGUGCCGAUUUCAAGAAGCUGUCGUACGCGGAUCGGUUGAAGAUAGUGACCCGUGAUAAACUGUGCCACGUCUGCCUCAACGAGCACAGCGGUACCUGUAGGUUCAAAAUUCGCUGUAGUGUCGGAGAUUGUAGGGAGCACCACAACUCUCUAAUGCAUCCCGUCGGAAACACAGUCGGCUUGAGUGCACACAUCCGAUCUAAUUGUACUGCUAUGUUUCGGAUGGUACCGGUACAGCUUCAUUGCGGUGGAACCUCGAUCACAGUACUGGCAUUCCUUGACGAGGGUGCAUCUGUAACGCUGUUGGAGCGGAAGCUAGCCGACCGACUAGGUGUCGUUGGUGUACAAGAGCGACUGACGAUUAGGUGGACGGCCGAUGUCACACGCGAGGAAAGGGAAUCUCGGCGAAUGAAUGUUUGGGCGUCGGGAGUCAGUGGCGGUACCAACGGUAAGCUGUUACUGCACAGUGUCCGGACGGUUGGAAAGUUGAUGCUUCCCCAUCAAAGACUGGAUGUCCAGGACCUUGCCGCGCAAUAUCCUCAUAUGCGGGACCUGCCAAUCGAGUCAUACGACGGUCAGCCGGAAUUGUUAAUCGGAUUGAACAAUAUCCACUCGUUUGCUCCGAUAGAAGCCAAGGUAGGGGCACCAGUUGAACCUAUUGCGGUUCGCUGCAAACUUGGGUGGACCGUAUACGGCCCACGUCACUCUACUACGGUUGGAACUGGUAAUUUCAUCGGCCAUCACCAAGCCAUAACGAACGAAGACCUACAUGAGCUCCUCAAAAGCCACUACGCUCUGGAACAGUCGGUGGUAGAGAUACCACAGGAAUCAUCGGAGGACAGACGAGCCCGGGAGAUCCUCGAGCGGACAACCAAACGAAUAGGUGACCGUUUCGAAACCGGCCUACUGUUCAAAUCAGAUGAACCCCGAUUCCCGGACAGUUAUCCCAUGGCGGUCAAGAGAAUGAAGCAACUGGAAAAGCGACUACAGAAGAACCCGGAGCUGCAGAAUAACGUGAAUAAGCAAAUCGACGAGUAUCAGGAGAAGGGGUACGCUCAUUUGGCUACAGUGGAAGAGCUGUCCGGAUUUUCACCCGACGAGGUCUGGUAUCUGCCACUCAAUGUGGUACAAAACCCGAAAAAACCUGAUAAGGUACGCUUGGUGUGGGAUGCCGCAGCCACUGUGUUAGGAGUAUCGCUGAACUCGCUGCUGCUGAAAGGGCCAGACAUGCUUGUACCGUUGGUAAAGGUUCUCUGUGGUUUCCGAGAAUGGCGACUCGCUUUCGGCGGAGAUGUGAAGGAAAUGUUCCACCAGAUGAAGAUUCGCGUCGAGGACAGGCAAAAGCAGCGGUUUCUCUAUAGGAAGGAUCCAAACGAUCCACCGAGUAUCUACGUCAUGGACGUAGCAACCUUUGGGUCGACAUGUUCCCCAUGUUCGGCCCAAUUCGUAAAAAACAAAAACGCAGACGAGUUCGCUGGUCGAUACCCGGAAGCAGCCGCGGCCAUCAUUAAACGGCACUACGUAGACGACUAUUUCGACAGCGUUGAAUCCGUCGAAGAAGCAGUAAAGCUGGCGCGAGAGGUGCGUCUGGUACACCGAAAGGGAGGUUUCGAAAUCCGGAACUGGGUGUCUAACUCGCCAGAAGUGCUCCAGAGUCUGGGAGAGACGAAACCAGUCGCACCAGUACACUUUAACCAGGACAAACAAACGUCGAAGGAGCGAGUUCUAGGAGUGAUCUGGGAUCCGAACACAGAUGAAUUCGCAUUCUCCACGACCCACCGCGAAGGGUUACUUCCGUACCUGUUCGAAGAAAAGAGGCCGACAAAACGGAUUGUAGCAAGCUGCGUGAUGGGGUUCUUCGAUCCGCUCGGUUUGUUGUCACCAUUCACCAUCCACGGCAAAAUCAUCAUCCAACACCUGUGGCGUUCCAGCUGCGAUUGGGAUCAGGAGAUCGAUACCAAGUGCUGGGAGUUGUGGAAGCAGUGGACCGAGCUGUUGCCAGAAGUGGAAGCCAUACGAAUUCCACGUUGCUACAUCGGCGAUGCGAAGCGCGCUGAAGUCGAGUCAUUGGAAGUGCACAUCUUUACUGAUGCCAGCGAACAUGCGUACGGAUGCGUGGCGUACCUACGAGCGGUGGUGAGGGGCAUGGUACAUUGCAAUCUAAUGAUGUCGCGAGCGAAGGUUGCACCGAUAAAGCGGCAAUCAAUCCCUCGUCUAGAGUUAAUGGGGGCGGUUCUCGGGGCCCGCCUGAGUCAGUCGGUUUUGGAAAACCAUUCGUACGACAUCUCUCGCACCGUCUUCUGGACAGAUUCUCGUACGGUUUGUAGCUGGAUCAAUUCCGACCAACAUCGCUACAAGCAAUUCGUAGCAUUCCGCGUUGGAGAAAUCCUAGAGCUCACUAAGGUGUCAGAUUGGCGAUGGAUACCGACGAAACUCAACAUAGCGGACGUACUGACGAAGUGGGGACAAGGCCCACCGCUUCAAAGCGAUGGUGUAUGGUUCAAAGGACCGGAAUUCCUGUACCGGCCAGAAGAUACGUGGCCAACGAAAGAGUCGAUUGUUGAAGGAACGGAGGAAGAAGUACGAGGGACAGUUUUGUUUCACGAAGUGGUGAAUGUAGAAGCAAUUUCUUCGUGGACAAGACUUCUACGAGUGACGGCUACGGUGGUGCGCUUCAUCGACAAUUGCCGUCGUAAACGGCAUGGCGAAUCGACUUUAACGACACGAGCUACGACGAAACAGUGUCGAAUACUCGUGAAAGCGGCGGCGAAAGAUACGGCAGGUUCAUCAACUGGAACUGUGCAAACCCCCCUCAAGCAAGAUGAACUCAAGCGAGCAGAAAGAAUCCUGUGGCGUCAUGUGCAGUGGGACAGUUUUCCGGAUGAGAUGAGCAUUCUCACGAACAAUCUGCAACGCCAACCUGGGCAGUCGUUAGAGAAGGUCAGGAAGAAUAGCCGCAUCUACAAAUGUUCACCAGUGAUAGACGACGAAGGCGUGUUGCGUAUGGACGGGAGGCUGGCGAAUGCCGAGGAACUCCCCUUCGACAAAAAGUAUCCGGUCAUCCUAUCACGAUCACACGAGAUCACACAGCGGUUGAUUCAACACUACCAUGAGGAGUUCGGGCACGCAAACUCCGAGACGGUUUUCAACGAAAUGAGACAGCGGUUUCAAAUUCCAAAUCUGCGUGUGGAGAUCCAGAAGGUAGCUGACAAAUGCAUAUGGUGCAAGGUGCAUAAAUGCCUUCCAAGGUCGCCGAGGAUGUCUCCAUUGCCAGUUGAUCGGGUUACGCCGAAUCGACGGCCUUUCAACUCCGUAGGUAUCGAUUAUCUGGGCCCGGUGGAAGUAGUAGUCGGACGGCGAAAGGAGAAGCGUUGGGUGGCCGUAUUCACUUGUUUAGCCGUGAGAGCAGUGCACCUGGAAGUUGUGCACAGUUUGACGACGGAGUCUUGUCGGAUGGCCAUCACUCGUUUCCGUAACAAGUUCGGGGCGCCAAGUCAUAUAUAUUCCGACAAUGCUACGUGUUUCCAGGGUGCAAACAACGAAAUGAUCCGGAUGGCGAGCAUCAAUCAACAAUGUGCUGAAAGUAUGGCCAGUCCCUCUACCGCCUGGCACUUCAAUCCUCCUGGAACGCCGCAUAUGGGCGGCAUCUGGGAACGCAUGGUGCGAUCGGUGAAGACAGCAAUGCGAGCACUGGAUGAUGGAAGGAAGCUUACGGACGAGAUUCUGGCGACAAUCCUUGCGGAAGCGGCCGAAAUGAUAAAUAUGCGUCCGCUGACCUACUUGCCGCAAGAUUCGGCAGAAACGGAGGCGCUGACCCCAAAUCACUUUCUCAGGGGAACAGUGACCUGUGCCGAUACAAACACGGAAGGUGGGCCAACGGAACUUGCGGAGGUACUGCGAAAUGACUACCAGCGAUCGCAGUAUCUCGCUGACAAAAUGUGGGCUAGAUGGAUCAAGGAGUACCUGCCGACCAUCAACAGCCGAUCAAAGUGGUUCGACGACCAGAAGCCGCUAAAAGUGGGCGACUUAGUUUUCGUGGUCGACGGUAAAACCCGGAAGAGCUGGAAGCGUGGCAUCGUGGAGGCAGUGAUCAAGGGAUCAGAUGGAAGAGUACGACAGGUGGACGUAAGAACUGCAGACCGUAAGGUGCAAAGACGAGGUGUGGUGAACUUAGCGGUGUUGGAGAUACAGUAA
Messenger RNA from Sabethes cyaneus, 5829 nucleotides. RefSeq lists its product as uncharacterized. Lineage: Eukaryota; Metazoa; Arthropoda; Insecta; Diptera; Culicidae. Bases 1 to 5829 code for a protein of 1942 amino acids. Gene Ontology annotation, biological process: DNA integration. The record is from RefSeq and is a predicted model, not a curated record. The transcript has a single exon. Gene Ontology annotation, molecular function: nucleic acid binding.